Stylophora pistillata is the source of this 1030-nucleotide messenger RNA. RefSeq lists its product as uncharacterized. Lineage: Eukaryota; Metazoa; Cnidaria; Anthozoa; Scleractinia; Pocilloporidae. The record is from RefSeq and is a predicted model, not a curated record.
CAUGUGAAGCAGAUUAAAGCGCGUGACAUACCAAAUGCAGAGGAACUCUUCUAGAUUUUCUGUCAUGAUGUUCGUGUCCUUGCUGCUCGCUUUUUUUCUGACUGGAUUUUCUCAGUCGAGUAUUGCUGUUGAUGUUGGUCAGUUGAAGACAGUAGUGCAAGAUCCUGGGGUUGAUGAUGAUGCCUGUGGAUGCACCAAAGAACCGACUACACAGUGUGGCUGCUGCCAAAAAUUUGAUUUUCAACAAAAAGAACACUCAGCCUGUAUGAACAUGACAUAUUUAGCGGGGGAAAAAGCGUUAGAAUUUACGGGGACUUUAGAUGACAAGGUUCUGUUAAACGAAACCCUCUCAGCAAGAAAUCCUCCUCCUUUUUGUGAAGGGGUUUGCCCAAUUUCGUGCAUCUGCCUUCAGUAUUACAACAUCUCGUACGGUGAUGAGGGCAAGUGGGGUGGAUGCCUGAAGAUCUAUGCUGAUCUCCUGGUACCACUCUUUACUCUUGAUUUUGGCUGCUUUGAUCUGCCAGUCCAAGAACACCAGGACCAGUGGAAAGCUUCGAACAAGCAGGGAAACUCGCUGUUACUCUUUAGCUCUAAGAAGUCAAAGGAUCAAAUUUUGAAAAAGACUCAGCAGUGGUUCCUGAAAAUGCUUGGCAAAGACACGACAAAGUCGCUUCAAAAGAAAAAAAAUCCACUUGAUUUCCUUUUCAACAAUCGUGUGGAUUAGAAUUCUGAUUUGUCAAACCAAACAGGUAGAUGAAUGUGUGAUAGACAGAUUGAUACUCUAAUCGGUAAUAAGACUCUUUGCAGUCUAGACAUUAACACUAAUUAUAAGUGAAAGUAAAGAGAACUUAGCUAAUGAUAAACUGAAUGGAAUAAAAAAGAAGGAAGUGAUGCGAGCCUCUUUACUUAGAUACUUGGAAAGUAAAGGGAAAACUCGAUAUCCUCAAAUGCACACUCUCAUUUGUGUUUUCCUCAUUGAUGGCGGUGUUACAAGCCUAAAGAAAAUAUCUGAAUAAAAUGUGUAACUGAC